AUGGCGGGGGUGCGGAGUAACGCCUGUCACGCCUGCGCAAAGGCCAAGCGGAAAUGCUCAAAACAGUCGCCUAGUUGCUUGAGAUGCGGACGACUUGACCUUGAGUGCAUCUAUCCAGCCGCCAAGCCCGGCUCUUAUGUCAUGAUUGGCUGGGAUGCUACCGCGGAAAUCGACGACGGUAUCUCAGGCAGUUCCACGGGUGCCUCUUCACAGCUGCAAUAUGUCUCCCCCGCUACACCCGGCGGUGUUCUUGGAAUAACUCCUGCCCUAGACUUUGCCGAUUGGACGCUCCAUUUGGUAGAUGAAAGCCAUCCAAGUAGUUCAUUUACCGCUUACGAAACCUGGGUUUCCCAUCUCCCCAGGCAGCCCGACGUCGGUCUCUUCAACCAGGGAUACCUGCAGCCUUUCCUUUCCAUUCUGAACGAGUGGCUCUCAGAAUGGGUAAGAAAAGGAAGCAACCCAUUCGUACAUGCGCGAUUGUAUCGGGAUAGGUUUCCAAAGUGUGCCCAAGAUGCCUACUCAGCGUUGACGUGCUACCUCAACAAGACCGGAAGCAAUAACAGCAUUGUCAUGCACUUGUUGGAAGAAAAGUGUUGGGAUCUAGUAACCCAAAUCGAUAUACCGCAACCACACUCCCCCUUUGACGAUAGCAGGCCGGCUAUUGAUCUCCUAGAAAAACUGGCCAAGGUUCAGAGUCUCUUGAUAUACCAAGUAGUCGGCCUUUUCGAUGGAAACAUCCGAUUGCGUUACUUGGCAGAAAAGCGAAUAGAGCUACUAAAGAGAUGGAUGAACGAACUAGUUGAGGAUGCCUAUCGCACGUCAUGUUCGGGCUCUAUCUUAGUCUCUGCUGAUGUGAACACAGAGUCUGACAUGCGCGACUCUCAAAACGCCCUAUGGUACUCUUGGAUACUCUCGGAGAGCAUCAGGCGUACUUGGAUCAUUGCAUCCGGGGUUCAGGGCCUCUAUUUAUAUAUGCAGCAAGGGUUCACCAAGUCGUGUCAAGGGGGGAUGAUGUUUACGACAAGACAGGGUGUUUGGGAGGCUCAGUCAGCAUCGGCGUGGGACGAGAUUCGCUCAGAACCUGGCGCGGGACUGACGAAAAUCACAGAGCUAGAUAGGCUGCUUACAGAGGGUGGACCGGAUAAUGUCGACAGCUUUGCAAAAGUAGUCCUGAUGGUCACCCUAGGGACGGAACGAGUAGCAGCGUGGAAUGGAUAA
Messenger RNA from Trichoderma gamsii, 1218 nucleotides. RefSeq lists its product as hypothetical. The coding region runs from base 1 to 1218 and encodes 405 amino acids. Lineage: Eukaryota; Fungi; Ascomycota; Sordariomycetes; Hypocreales; Hypocreaceae. Gene Ontology annotation, molecular function: zinc ion binding; DNA-binding transcription factor activity, RNA polymerase II-specific. The record is from RefSeq and is a predicted model, not a curated record. The transcript has a single exon. Gene Ontology annotation, biological process: regulation of DNA-templated transcription.